Molecule: messenger RNA, 990 nt
Organism: Talaromyces atroroseus
Lineage: Eukaryota; Fungi; Ascomycota; Eurotiomycetes; Eurotiales; Trichocomaceae
Exons: 2
Coding region: 1-990 (329 amino acids)
Source: RefSeq, a predicted model, not a curated record
AUGAAACUCAUUUUUGGAGCUAUGAACAUCGGCGAACCCGGUGACGGACGCACGCGGGUUCACAGGGUAGAGAAAGCUCAGCAGAUGGUUGAGCUCUACAAAAGCUAUGGACACAAAGACGUCGAUACGGCCAGGAUUUACGGCAAUGGAUCGUCCGAGGAAUUUCUAGGCAAGAUGAAUCUUGAAUCCGUCAAUCUUGACACGAAGUUAUUUCCGUCUGCCGUAAAUCCUGCCAUGGCGUCCGCGACUACUGCGUAUCACCAUACUCCGAGCGACCUUCGCCGGGGGCUCAUGGAGAGCCUUGAAGCAUUGCGAGUACCCAAGGUCCACGUAUGGUAUCUACACAGCCCAGACCGCACCGUUCCAUUCAUAGACACCCUGUGGGAGGUGAACAAGCUACAUGAGGAAGGAUACUUCGAGAAGCUGGGGAUUAGCAACUACCAGUCUUGGGAGGUGGCGACAAUCUGUGAUAUCUGCGAUCAGCAUGGAUGGGUCAAGCCUAGCGUAUGCCAGGGCAUAUACAAUGCUUUCCACCGUGCGGUGGAGCCGGAACUGUUACGCUGUUUGCGGCAUCAUGGGAUCGCAUUUUAUUGCUUCAACCCUCUGGCAGCGGGUAUUUUGACCGGUCGGUAUUCUCGCCAUCAGCCCGAUGCCGUUGCCGGGGGUAGAUUUGACCCUGUCUCAAGCUCUGGCAGUCUCACGCGUCGGCGGUAUUAUCAUGAUGUGUAUUUUGAUGCACUUGAUAUUUUGAGGCCCGUGGCUAAGAAGCAUGGGCUCACCGAGAUUGAGUGUGCUCUCGGAUGGUUGUCGCAUCACUCGCAGCUGAAGGACGAGCUCGAAGACGGUAUCGUUAUUGGAUCUAGUAGUAUUGAGCAGCUGGAGGAGAAUCUACGAGCCAUGAAGACAGGUCCUCUCCCGCAGGAGGUCGUCGAUGCUCUGAACAAGGGCUGGGAGAUUAUUCGCGGGAAUCAGUCCAUCUACUGGCAUUAA